Trypanosoma brucei brucei TREU927 is the source of this 1122-nucleotide messenger RNA. Its product is annotated as 33 kDa inner dynein arm light chain axonemal. The coding region runs from base 1 to 1122 and encodes 373 amino acids. Gene Ontology annotation, molecular function: dynein heavy chain binding. Gene Ontology annotation, cellular component: axoneme. The transcript has a single exon. Lineage: Eukaryota; Euglenozoa; Kinetoplastea; Trypanosomatida; Trypanosomatidae. The record is from RefSeq and is a predicted model, not a curated record.
AUGGGGUUGCUUAAGGUGGAGACUCACGUUAUUAACGACGAUGUGCAGGUAGAUGAUGUUUUACAGGAGCAAAGGCUCAGUGAAUCCGUUCCUCUCUCACGCCGACUGGAAGUAAGGAAACAUACAAGUGGGCAAGGUGCCGUAGAAUGUAAGGAGAAGGCAGCUACGUCGCAAAUGUCUUCCCCUUCCACUCAAUUAGUGGUAGCGGGUGAAACAACACCUUCCACCGACAUACGGAGGUCACUAAUGGCGCAAAGGGGUAGCAAACUUCCCUCCUGCACCAAAGAAUGUGUUUCCAAUACGAGUGUCAAUAAGACUCCACUAAGUGCGUUGAAAUUAUCCCAAAACGCCUCGUCACCUGCUGCCAAACUUGCCUUCUUGAAAAGGCACAACAAGGCACCUUCUGUAUCCCACCCGGGAGGUGCUAUCCUUCCCGCACUGAUGACGAGAGUUACCGAUGUGGAGACGUUACUUUACACUCUCCUCCCCCCUCAGCGCAUAGUGUGCGAGGAAACAGGGGAAACGAUUGUGAAGUCGGUCUCAUUAGAACAACCGUCUCGCGUUGAAGUAGCUAAAUUGCACGAACGGACACUGCAGCAGCUACAGCAGCGUCGGGCACGAGAAUGGGGAAUAUGCCCGCUUAGACGUGAAAUCUAUACCGAGUUGUUCGAUGAACUUAUUAGAGAAAUUACGCUUGAGGAACCCGCACGUGGUGUCUUGUUGCUUCGUAUUCGUGAUGAGAUGAAUCAAACCCUAGCUGCUCACCGCGCCCUUGCCGAGCGAACCUUACUUUUCGCCUCAAAGCAGCGGAUGGAACCACCCGAAGAUAUCAGUGCCCUUCGUCAGCGGAUAAAGGAACUGGAAGAGGAGCGGGAAGAAUUACUGGUGAAGCGAAGGAUGGCAACUGUGCGGGAGGAACAGAUACAGAGCGCGCUUCUUGAUGAAAACACAGCUAGGGUGAAGUUGUGGCAAGAUGAAACUUGUUACUACCGCCGCGCCAACAGACAGGUAUCACAGCGCAUCAAGACAGAGACGGAGCGCGCAAAUGCCCAUGGUGUUCAGGUGGAUCGCUUUGUUCUAGAGGGAGGUCCCCCAUCGUCUGACCUCGGUGUAGAGCUCUAG